AUGACUGCAGAAAAGACCACAGUGGGAUCGGUAAAAUCUGGAAAGGAACCUGCAACCUCUCUGCGACGACAAAAACGAUUCCUGGAGGCCGGUCUUUAUGCACCAAUCCACAAACAAAAUGCCAAAGAAAAGCCGCUUAGCAAGCGGGAGAAAAAGUCGCACGACAUUUCAAUUUUCAAUUUUCCACUACCUCUUCAUCACGGUGACGUGAUCUUAAAUUCCUAUCAUGAUUUCUCUCUACCCGCCGACAUUAUGCAGGAAUUCAAUCAAGGUCUGAUUGGCAAAUUCGGCACCCAUUGCACCAAAAUUGACAAGCCUCACUAUACGCGUAUCCGAUCAAAUAUCUUUGUGGAACGGAAACCGAACCGAAAGGAAAACAAAAUCGUAUGCCAGUGUAUCCCUCCCGCCGAUGGCGGACUUGGUUGCGGUGAAGAUUGCUUAAACAGAAUGUUAUUUUAUGAAUGCGAACCGAAUACCUGCCCUUGUGGUGAUCAAUGUUCCAAUCGGCGGUUUCAGAAGAAGGAAGGAUGCAAAAAUCUCGAUGUCUUUUUGACUCGGGAAAGAGGUUGGGGUUUGCGGACAUUAGUCGACAUCAAACGAGGUGACCUCAUUAUUGAAUAUCGGGGAGAAAUCAUCUCACAUAAGCUGUGCGAAGAACGUAUGCGAAACGCUUACAAAAACCAAAAGAAUUUCUACUUCUUGGAUUAUCGACAGGGCGAAGUCGUGGAUGCUUGUGAGAAAGGAACCGAUGCUCGCUUUAUUAAUCACAGUUGCGAUCCCAAUUGUCACAUCGAAAAAUGGGCACUCAAAGGCGAGCUUCAUGUGGGAGUGUUUGCCUCCAAGGACAUUCCGGCUAAUACUGAAUUAUUCUACGAUUAUAAUUUCUCGGUCUUCAAGGAUGUGGAAACGCAGCAAGAGUGCCGAUGUGGAAGCGAAAAUUGUCGAGGUAUCCUUGGAAAGAAGCCACCUAGUCGCAGAGAUACUCGAAACCAUAUCUCGAAUCUCUCGAAAUAA
This is a messenger RNA of Radiomyces spectabilis, 1014 nucleotides long. RefSeq lists its product as uncharacterized. Gene Ontology annotation, cellular component: nucleus; chromatin. Bases 1 to 1014 code for a protein of 337 amino acids. The record is from RefSeq and is a predicted model, not a curated record. The transcript is spliced from 5 exons. Gene Ontology annotation, molecular function: protein binding; histone H3K36 methyltransferase activity. NCBI's taxonomy places the organism in Eukaryota, Fungi, Mucoromycota, Mucoromycetes, Mucorales, Radiomycetaceae. Gene Ontology annotation, biological process: regulation of DNA-templated transcription.